CUCUUCCGCCAGCUCAAGAGCCGCCUCCACCCAACCAACUUGUGUUACGCGGAUCAUACACCAAAAACAAACAAUAAACCUCAAACCAUAAUCUCCAAUCUCCUUCUCCUCUGAAGAUCCAAGAAACUCCCAGAUUCUCAUAAACCCAAUACCCAUCUCCACGAAAUUCCUCACCUUCAAUCCUCCCCGCCUUCUGCUUCUUCCAAUUUCUCCAAUGGAUACCUGGUCUUCCCUCCCGGUUGAUGACGAGUUCGAAAAACUCCUCAUAAGAAUGAACCCUCCAAGGGUUUCUGUUGAUGACACCUCGAGCAGGAAGGCCACUUUGAUUAAGGUUGAUAGUUCGAACAGGCACGGGAGUUUGCUGGAGGUGGUUCAGGUUCUGACUGAUUUGAAUCUCAUAAUUCGUCGAGCUUACAUUUCUUCUGAUGGCGAAUGGAUCAUGGAUGUUUUUCAUGUGACUGAUCAGCAUGGGAAUAAGCUUUCUGAUGAUGGUGUGGCCGAGAGAAUCCAACAGUCACUAGGGCCGAGGGCACACAGUUUCCGGUCGUUGAGGAGGUCGGUAGGCAUCCAAGCUGCUACAGAAAAUACUACGAUUGAAUUGUCUGGAAGAGAUAGGCCAGGCCUACUUUCAGAGAUUUUUGCUGUUCUUACAGAUCUUAAAUGUAAUGUGGUAGCUGCAGAGGUAUGGACCCACAAUUCGAGAAUGGCGUCGGUUGUUUACAUCACAGAUGACACAAGUGGAAUGCCAAUAGAUGAUCCCGAUCGGCUGUCUAAGAUUAAACAGCUUCUCCUCUAUGUUCUAAAAGGAGACAGAGAUAAGCAUAGCGCCAACACUGCAGUUUCGAGGAACUCUACUCAUAAAGAGCGGAGGCUGCAUCAAAUGAUGUAUGCAGACCGUGAUUUCGACUUGAACUACAUGAGUUGCAGCGAAAGGUAUCGAAGCAGGCCACUUGUGACAGUAGAGAACUGUGUUGAGAAGGGAUAUACCAUUGUCAACCUAAGAUGCCCCGAUCGACCCAAAUUACUUUUCGAUAUAGUUUGCACACUGACUGAUAUGCAAUAUGUGGUGUACCAUGCAACCAUCAUUGCCGAAGAACCAGAGGCUUAUCAGGAGUUCUUUAUCAGGCAUGUAGAUGGAAGUCCUAUAAGUUCUGAACCAGAGAGACAGAGGGUAAUCCAUUGCUUGGAGGCUGCAGUUAAGCGACGAACUACCGAGGGUAUAAAACUCGAGCUUUGUAGCGAAGACAGGGUCGGGCUUUUAACCGAAGUGACGAGAAUAUUUAGAGAGAACGGUCUUUCCGUCACUCGAGCCGAGGUUACCACAAGAGGAACCCAGGCCGUGAACGUCUUCUACGUGACUGAUGCAUCUGGAAAUCAAGUAAGAAGUGAAACCAUCAAGGCAGUGCGAGAAGCCAUUGGACUAACGAUACUCCUCGUGAAGGACGACGAACAACGCUCAAACUCUCCACCGCAGGAGGGGUCAAGCUUCUCUUUGGGGAACCUGUUCCGGUCGAGAUCGGAGAAGGUAUUAUACAACUUGGGUUUGAUAAAGUCAUGUUCAUGAGGGGUAGGGGUAUGAUGUAAAUAGUAGAAUUAAUGAUCCUUCAGUAAUACAGCAGCAGAGUUUCAGAUCAAUGGUAGUUGAUAUUGUGACAUGGCUUCAUCAAUUGGCUGCUUCUAUUAGAUUCCAACUUGUACAAAUGUAUAUUCCUCAUUCUCAGUUUAAUGCACAUAAAUCUUAUUCACAUAA
Molecule: messenger RNA, 1750 nt
Organism: Momordica charantia (bitter melon)
Lineage: Eukaryota; Viridiplantae; Streptophyta; Magnoliopsida; Cucurbitales; Cucurbitaceae
Product: ACT domain-containing protein ACR4
Source: RefSeq, a predicted model, not a curated record